Messenger RNA from Oryza sativa Japonica Group (Japanese rice), 2879 nucleotides. Its product is annotated as 7-deoxyloganetin glucosyltransferase. The record is from RefSeq and is a predicted model, not a curated record. Gene Ontology annotation, molecular function: quercetin 7-O-glucosyltransferase activity; quercetin 3-O-glucosyltransferase activity. NCBI's taxonomy places the organism in Eukaryota, Viridiplantae, Streptophyta, Magnoliopsida, Poales, Poaceae.
AAAUGUGUGAUGCGUCAGAUUAUAGCCCACUUACUGUAUCAUCUGCCUCUUGAGCUUGAUAAAAAUGACGUGGAACAAAUUGGAGUAAUCAAUGGGCUAUACUAUUAAACUUGCUCUAAACAAAUCCACCUGAAUGGUACUACCUGAUAGCGACACGUUUGGCCUUCACGCGCCAGUGCGCCACUGCUCUGUCUACACGGCGCUUUCUCAAGAUCAGAUAUGCACAAAUCCACCUGACAGCAACACGUUUGGCCUGACCGCGGCGCCGAGCGUCCGUCCGUCUGCACGCCGGAGGAGAAGACACACGGCGAUGAGCUCCUGCGAGGCGAGGCGGGCGCACGCGGUGCUCAUCCCGCAGCCGGCGCAGGGCCACGUCACGCCCAUGCUGCACCUCGCCAAGGCGCUGCACGCCAGGGGGUUCUUCGUCACCUACGUCAACUCCGAGUACAACCACCGCCGCCUGCUCCGGUCCAGCGGCCCUGGCGCGCUGGCCGGCGCCGCGGGCUUCCGUUUCGAGGCCGUGCCGGACGGCAUGCCGGAGUCCGGCAACGACGACGUCACGCAGGACAUCGCCGCGCUCUGCGUGUCCACCACCAGGCACAGCGCCGAGCCGUUCAGGGAGCUGUUGGUGAGGCUGAACAGCACGCCCGGGACGCCGCCGGUGAGCUGCGUCAUAGCCGACGGCGUGAUGAGCUUCGCGCAGAGGGUCGCCGAGGAGAUGGGCAUCCUGGCCUUGGUGUUCUGGACUACGAGCGCUUGCGGCUUCAUGGGUUACCUCCACUUCGCCGAGCUCAUCAGACGAGGCUAUGUGCCACUCAAAGACGAGAGUGACCUGACGAACGGAUACCUGGACACUCCGAUCGACUGGAUCCCCGGGAUGCGAGGCAUCCGUCUCAAGGACGUGCCAAGUUUCAUCAGAACGACCGAUCCGGACGACGUCAUGCUCAAUUUCGACGGCGGCGAGGCUCAGAACGCGCGCAAGGCCCGGGGGCUCAUCCUCAACACGUACGACGCGCUGGAGCAAGACGUCGUCGACGCGCUGCGCCGCGAGUUCCCGCGUGUGUACACCGUCGGCCCGCUCCCGGCGUUCGCCAAGGCCGCCGCCGGCGAGGUGGGCGCGAUCGGCGGCAACCUCUGGAAGGAGGACACGGGCUGCCUCCGGUGGCUGGACGCCCAGCAGCCUGGCUCCGUCGUGUACGUCAACUUCGGCAGCAUCACCGUCAUGUCGCCGGCUCAUCUGGCCGAGUUCGCGUGGGGCCUAGCUUGCUGCGGCCGGCCGUUCUUGUGGGUCAUCAGGCCGGACCUCGUCUCCGGCGAGAAGGCCAUGCUGCCGGAGGAGUUCGUCGGCGAGACCAAAGAGAGGGGCGUUCUGGCGAGUUGGUGCCCGCAAGAGCUCGUCCUCUCGCACCCGUCCGUCGGCCUGUUCCUGACGCACUGCGGGUGGAACUCGACGCUGGAGAGCAUAUGCGCCGGCGUUCCGAUGAUCUGCUGGCCGUUCUUCGCCGAGCAGCCGACGAACUGCCGGUACGUGUGCGACAAGUGGGGGGUUGGGAUGGAGAUCGACAGCAACGUGAGCAGAACGGAGGUGGCGCGGCUCGUGCGCGAGGCGAUGGAGGGGGAGAGAGGCAAGGCCAUGCGAGUGAACGCCAUGGUGUGGAAGGAGAAAGCCAAGGAGGCGACAGAGGAAGGAGGUUCGUCGAGCAGAAAUCUGGACCGUCUGAUCGAAUUCUUGCAUUCUUCUGGGAGUGACGCUCGCUGAGUUCAUAUUAUCAUAUCACAAAUUAUCUUGUGCGUGCUUUCCGCUCAUCUAGUGGCACUGAGAAAUGCAGUGCAAAUAAUUGGUCAGUCAAAAUUCCUGUUCGUGUCAGAGUAUAACAUGGAAGGAUACGGAGUUUGCUAGCACAAAACAACUGUGCUGCUGGAUGGCGACUUGAUCACCAGCUCAAUUUCUCCGGGAUUCUAGAUCGCAAAAUGACGGAAAGGGAUUCUAGAUAGUAGAUUCGUCUCGCGGCCCGUGCAGCCGUGCGCUCUAAUCAGCCGGCGCUAGCACACUACGCGUCAGCCAAAUCUGACGUGGAGGAGUAAAAAGGAAAGAAAAAGGAUGGAGUGAGUGUUCCAUCUAUCGUCCGACUGAAGCGCAAUACACGAGAAAAGGCUGCUUUCUUCCAACCAGAUACGAGGAGAUGAGGUGUAUAUGCGAAUAUUAAAUAUCUAAAUCUUCAAUAGAGGUAAACAAACAGCUAAUCUAACAGCCAGCCUAUUAUAUUAGUGAUGGCUAUAGGUGACAUGGUACUAUUAUAGAGCCGGCAGCUAGCUAUAUUAUUAUCCUUGCUCCGGGUGAUCUCCGAUACUCGGCCACUACACCAGUGGAUACGCACGAGCAGCUAGCAGUGACAGUUUCGACGCACGCGGCUGUGGUAGCGAAGGAACGGCUCGGCCGCUUGGAUGGCUACACACACCUGGUGCGGAUGCGUACAUGCACGGACAUCACGGGCUUCUACAGAAAAAGUUACUUUCAAAAUUAUGAAAAAUCCAGCACGUUCCACCCUGGCUGCUAUCAACCGGGAGGCUUCGAUGAUGGAGCGGUGAUUGGUUGUUCUUCACUUGUUCUGGGCUUAUCCAGCGGAAAUUGGUUGAUUGCGAACUUCGUGGACUUUAACCAAACUCCAUAUAAAAGAUUCCCUCCGUGGUAUACCGUCAGGAUAAUACAGGUGCAUUUUGUAUAUCUGUUUAUCUUUUCUUUCUUUAUGUAGGUAAAUUGCAUCGGUGUAUACAAAAUUGUCGUAUGAAUGCAACCUAGUGUACGAACUUGUAAAAUACUUGUUUUGGUGUAUGAACUUGUAAAAGGCUAAAGGUCACUAGAUGAAUAAUCUUGUUAA